Molecule: messenger RNA, 1186 nt
Organism: Aspergillus brunneoviolaceus CBS 621.78
Lineage: Eukaryota; Fungi; Ascomycota; Eurotiomycetes; Eurotiales; Aspergillaceae
Product: oxidase ustYa family protein
Exons: 6
Coding region: 266-1186 (306 amino acids)
Biological process (GO): mycotoxin biosynthetic process
Source: RefSeq, a predicted model, not a curated record
CUUUCAAGUACGAUGACUCGCAAAGCAGUCCCAAGGACUUGAAUUGAAAUCCAUUCCAGCCGUAACCGGUUGCCGGAGAAUGGCUGCAUCUCUGACGCAGAAAGCAGGUUUUCUUGCCACCAUUGUUGCUGAUAGCCCAACUCGUGCAAUACUUACCUGUGCUUCGUGAAUUUGCUGCCCUCUCUGUCUGUGGGAUUAUUACACCUUCUCGCAUCCGAGACAUACUAUUACCAUCUUCUGCCUCCUUCGUAUCAACGCAUCCAAAAUGUACGCAGCGCUGAAGAAAAGCAGCAAGGACAGCACCUCCUCCGACCACUUGCCGCUACCAGACUACCAUGACGAGCAUUGCUCUAAGACCCAACGUCUUCUGGAAGAAGAGGAAGAGGCCUGCUACAUCGACCGGCCUCCCCGGCGACCGUUCUCCUUCUUCCGAUGGCAGAGCCUCUGCUUCCACUUCCUGCUUGCCUCGCUCUACGGCGCGGCUUUCUUGAUCGCGACGUCCAAAUCAAGGGAGUGGCCAGUGUCUAAACCAGCGCAUUUGAUUGAUUCCCCCCUCCACGAAGCCAUCCACAUGGAACGCAAGACCGUCUACGCGGCGAUCGACAGCAAGAACCCGUUCAAGGGCGCCCCCUCUGAGGAACUGGACCACGCAUGGCACCAACUCUUCGUCAACUCCAAUAUCCGGGUCACCGCCGAGGAUCUGGCCCGGAUCAAUCGCACCUCGGUGCCGAUCAAUGAUGAGAAGGGGGGGUAUUAUGCUAUCCCGGACGUAUACCACCAACUUCACUGCCUGAAAUUCCUGCGGCAGGUGGUCUAUCAGAACUAUUAUCAUAUAGGGAAACCGACGACUCCGGUUCAUAUCGAGCACUGCGUCGACAACCUCCGCCAGAACAUCAUGUGCAAAGCCGACGUGGCCCUGCUCACCUUCACCUGGGAUCCGAACGACCGCGCCCCGAAGCCCAACUUUGUGGUCGAUCAUGAGUGCGCGAACUGGGAUAUGGUGGACAAUUGGGCUAAGGAGCAUGCGUUUGAUAUCUUUGAUGAGACGACGCUGGUGCAUCCGACUUUAGGUCCCUCGUUUCCGGAGAAAGAGUACAAGGCUACCGGGAAGAUUCCGGGGCAUCCGGAUUUUCAUCCGAAUGAGUAUCAUGGCGGGGAGAUGCAUCAUCAUCAUGAUGGUGCUUAG